Molecule: messenger RNA, 642 nt
Organism: Hydatigera taeniaeformis
Lineage: Eukaryota; Metazoa; Platyhelminthes; Cestoda; Cyclophyllidea; Taeniidae
Source: the annotation of a GenBank genome assembly
AUGCUUCCUUCGAUCCUUGCCUCUGAUCCUGAUGCUGCAGAGAAUGCUAGUCUCAUUUACCGCAUUCGCGCCGGUGAUCCAUUCGAUCUGUUCAAACUGGACCCUCGAAGCGGAGAACUCUCGGUUGCAAAAGACUACAGCAGCUCCACCCAGUACAUGGGUCAGUACCUCCUUUUCUUGGAGGCUGCCGAUCGUGGAUCACCACGACGUUCCAGCGAGGCACAAAUUCUUGUUCAUAUGGAUGACUCAGAGCCGUUGGGUCGAGUGGAACGGGACAUCUUUGGCUUCCCCAUUCGUACGUCAAGUCGUGGUGGCAGUAGCGUUGGGGCAGCAAGCAGUCGUAGCAUGAACCUUUACAUCAUCGCCGCAAUCAUUGUCGCCUCUUUUGUAAUCUCCAGUGUCCUUCUGGUGGCUAUCUGUUUGGUGGUCCGAAGAGCAAGGACGACGGAGCAGAAUGGGAGAGGAGUAGGGCGGUACUGUGGUGGUAGCGGUGGUGGGAGAGAUGGCAGUGGUGGUCUCCACAAUGGAUCCCUUUUCCGUGACACGAAUAUUGGUAAUGGGUAUCUGAAAUCGAUGUCACUAUCGCUACCUCAAACAAAGUACGCAACGUGUGACCCCUUGGAAGAAGGUGAGCGGAUUUGA